CCCAUUCACAUCAUCCGGUUAUUGCAAAGUGUGCCAUGGUACGGAUCCUUGUGAGCGUCGCACUCGUGUGUAUCUUUUAUUGUCGCUAUGGAUUUGCCAUCUACGCCAACGUCAGUAGUUCAAGAAAAAUCGAAACCAACCCCGCAAUUUGGACUGAAGAGGAUGGCAUCUGGGGUCCUUUGUUGGAGGAUUGGGCCACCCAGCCUAAAAGAACUGGACGGGUAUUACAAAUACCUCUCCACCAACCAACUUUUGUCUUGGAGGAUAAAAUCGACAACGCAUCGAACGACGAAAAGGAGAGCAAAAUAAGCCCAGGUAAAAUCGUCAAUGGAGGAACCAAUUAUAAUAAUUACAAGCCAAAACCAUCCGGUCGACCGAUCUCAGAAACUGAUCUAUACUUACUUGGUGCAAUUGAAAAAUUGGUUUACCGUACUGAUUUCAUGGAAAAACGCCUGAGAAGAGUCGAAGAGAUGCUCUACUUCGUGAUGGCCGGAAACAGAAUCGAUCAACAAGUUGAGCCAUGCACCGCAAAUUUCACGAGGGUGGGACCCAACUGCUACUUGUUCUCCAGCGUUGCUGGCAGGGAGUACGACUGGAAAGCGGCGAACAAGUACUGUAAAAAGCAAGGGGCAGUACUGGCUGAAAUGGAAACUAUAGAGGAGAACCAGGAUGUCAUCGCCUUUAUUCAAACCAACGAGUACUUAAGAGGCAAAGACUUUUGGACAGGAGGUCUCAAUCCUGGUCUCCUUUGGAUUUGGAGUAACAGUGCACGUCCUGUAACUGCGCCUGGUUCUCAGAACAAGAAGAAUCCUUCAGCUAACAUUUUGGGUGAUGGAAGGUGUCUACGAUUAGCUUACGAUCCUUCCCUAAGAUCAUAUUCGUACAGAGGUACUGACUGUUCCAUCAGAUACAGUAUCAUCUGUGAGUUACCAGAUAACACAACCAGCAACGAGAUUCGGAGACUGGGAAGGAAUAAGAAGAUACUGGAUGAGUUUUAAUUAAUUAAGAUUUAUAUUUAUACUACGUAUUUAUUGUUGGAUAUUUAUUUAU
Messenger RNA from Aethina tumida (small hive beetle), 1050 nucleotides. RefSeq lists its product as uncharacterized. The transcript is spliced from 4 exons. Bases 36 to 998 code for a protein of 320 amino acids. Lineage: Eukaryota; Metazoa; Arthropoda; Insecta; Coleoptera; Nitidulidae. The record is from RefSeq and is a predicted model, not a curated record.